GACCCUCGUACGACGUACUAAAAUAGAAAAGCAGCGACAGCGAAUUUUUUCCCGCACGUUACACAAAAGUUAUUAACCGCAAGUCAGUCCCGAACACAUUAAUGAACCGUUAAAAUGAAUCACUUCAAAUUUCAAGUUCAGCAUGUCGUUGAACAAGGCAGGACGAAUCAACAGUUGAUCGACACCUUGGUACAAUGGUUACAAGACAACGACAUGCCGAAAGUACCUCAAGAAACCAUCGUGGAAUUUUUGCUGGCCUGCAACAACGACCUGGAGGCGACCAAGAAGACAAUGCAGUCGUGCUACAAUUGUAAAAAGAACGGGCCGGAAAUUUUCGACGACAGAAACGUGAACAACCCCAACUUGGAGCUGGCGCUGAAGACGAUACGUUUAGCCACGAUGCCGACCAGAACUGAACAAAACUAUGCCGUCCAUUAUUUUAAGGUGCACGACCCGGAUUAUACCAAGUUCGACAUUGUGGCCAACAUAAAGCUCACCCUCAUGCUCCUGGAGGUGACUUUGGAGAAGGAUCCGCCUGACGGGUUGGUGGUGGUCUUGGACAUGGAUAAUAUUGGGUUGAUGCAUGUUACGAAGCUGAAGCUUGGCUUUCUGAGGCUGUUCUUUGAGUUCUUGCAGGAAGGGAUGCCAUUGAAGUUGAAACAGAUACACAUUUUCAACACGUCGUUCGUGUACGACAAGAUUUUGGCUCUGAUUAAGAUCCUGAUGAAGAAAGAGCUUGCUGAGCUGAUCAAGGCUCACCCCCCCAACUUGGACAUGGAGAAGUUUUUCCAGGAGGAGUUGAGGAAGGAGUGCAUUCCAAAGGACUAUGGUGGCAGUUUGGGUACCAUCGAAGAGUUACACGCUGACACCAUUGCGCAAAUGAAGGAAAGGCAGGAGUACUUCGACGAGGAAGAAAGAUCAAGGAAAAAUUAUAGAUUUGAAAGUGUUGAGCUGAAAUAAAUUUUUGCCAUAA
Messenger RNA from Aethina tumida (small hive beetle), 973 nucleotides. RefSeq lists its product as uncharacterized. The transcript is spliced from 3 exons. Gene Ontology annotation, molecular function: phosphatidylinositol bisphosphate binding. The record is from RefSeq and is a predicted model, not a curated record. Gene Ontology annotation, cellular component: membrane. Bases 115 to 960 code for a protein of 281 amino acids. NCBI's taxonomy places the organism in Eukaryota, Metazoa, Arthropoda, Insecta, Coleoptera, Nitidulidae.